GUAAGAGCGGCCAGCCCGAGGUAGAGCCCCGGCCACGGGCUUCGGAUCUAGCUGUCGAGCGGUUACGGGAGGAGAUGGCAGCGAAGGAGCAGGCGGCCCAGGAGCAAAGGGCGCAGAUGGAGCAGCAGAUUCUGCAGUACCAGCAGCAGCAGACACAGAUGAUGCAGCAGAUGCAACAGCAGCAGCAGAUGAUGCAGCAGCAGCAGGCACAGAUGAGCUGGCUCAUGAGCCAGACGGCUCUGUCUUCUCCACCGGGGAGUCUUCCUCCUCCACCUUACUCCAUGUGGAUGCCGCCACCGCCCACUCAGACCCCGGGGACACCUAUCACCGUCAACAACAUGAACAUCAUCCGGAGCAUGAACCUCGAUUUUAUGUCACAAGGCAAUGACAAUGAGGCCGGCGGAAGUGGAGGAGGACAAGGUUGAUGGCAUGGUCUUCGUGCACUUUGUCGGAUUGUAUGCUUGUAAUGGAUUGUAAUAUUGGACAUUGCACUAUGGACUCUAUGUAACUUGUGUGGAUGGACUAUGGACUCUAUGUAAUGCAUGAAUAUGUGUGUUUGAUGUAUUUGUGGUGUUCCCGUAGUGUUUGGUGAUGUUAUGUUGAAGAUUAUAUGAGUAUAUGCUUUAUUGUCAA
Lolium perenne is the source of this 633-nucleotide messenger RNA. The record is from RefSeq and is a predicted model, not a curated record. NCBI's taxonomy places the organism in Eukaryota, Viridiplantae, Streptophyta, Magnoliopsida, Poales, Poaceae.